AUGGAGUUGACUUCGUCUGAAAACGUUUAUACGGGGUUUGACGAAAUCGUGUCGGGUUUGGCUCAUCUCGAGAGCUUCGACUGGAUAGAAAACCGAUCCACCCAGGUGCACGGCAUUUUGGAGGAUUCUCAACAAGUCUACUGUCAUCACUUGGCCUUGAAGAGAUGGCUCUCCAUGGUGUCUGACCUGUUUGGAACGAUUUUCACUGGAGCUUACAUUUUACUAGUCUCCUCCAAGAGCACUAGUCCUUUUGUUGCUGGUAUUGGCUUGUCUCUUUGCCUAUACAUGAAGCUUGCCAUCGGCUAUACUAUUGAGAAUCUGACAACUCUAGACAAGUCCGCCACGAUUGUACAACAAAUGCAAGAGUUCAUGCGGGAUAUGCCACAAGAACCAGAACGGGCUUUGGCGAGGAUUGAAGGAGAGUGGCCAUCGCGCUGUAUGAUUGACUUUGAGAAUGUCUCUAUUGGAUACAACCUCCCCAACAGUCCACCGCUAAUAUCGGGUAUUAACCUCCGCAUUUUUGGACGAGAAGCUGCGCUGUGCGGCACGUUCAAUAGUGGAAAAACCACCUUUUUUCUCUCAAUGGUUGCCAGGCUUCCAUACACAGGUUCCAUCAAGAUUGAUGGCAUUGAGGCUCGGACAAUCCCCCGAGAGCAAUUCAACUCGGUCUUCACUGUCGUACCACAAGAUCCUAUUCUCUUCCACAAUGCAACCAUCAGGAAGAACCUGCUUCCAGAUGAGAUUAUGGAAGCGCAGGACCAACAAGGAUGUGAGGUAGUCCUAGAGCGUAUCCUUGCUGGAGUCGGACUGUCUGCCAUUGUCGAGCGAAAUGGAGGCAUACUUUCACAGUUCUCGACUCUCAACCUGUCAUACGAGCAAAACCAGCGAUUUUCUCUUGCUCAAGGCCUUGUCCAAUAUUUUUUCAACCCAACGAAGAUGGCGUUGAUUGACGGUGUCACUGACAAUGUCAGCAAUGAAAGCUUGGAUCGAAUGACAUCCAUGAUGAGGGAGAUGUUCCAAUUCGGAGAAUGCAGCAUUAUCAGCACUACUAAUCGACCCCCUUCGCACAUCACAGCGCCCUGGUUGGCUGAAAUUACUCGACCUGUCCCAACUGCGAUGACUUCGGCUAAUUGA
Messenger RNA from [Torrubiella] hemipterigena, 1134 nucleotides. NCBI's taxonomy places the organism in Eukaryota, Fungi, Ascomycota, Sordariomycetes, Hypocreales, Clavicipitaceae. The record is from the annotation of a GenBank genome assembly.